Molecule: messenger RNA, 1065 nt
Organism: Colletotrichum spaethianum
Lineage: Eukaryota; Fungi; Ascomycota; Sordariomycetes; Glomerellales; Glomerellaceae
Product: pisatin demethylase
Exons: 2
Coding region: 1-1065 (354 amino acids)
Molecular function (GO): monooxygenase activity; heme binding; oxidoreductase activity, acting on paired donors, with incorporation or reduction of molecular oxygen
Source: RefSeq, a predicted model, not a curated record
AUGGCUGUAGGUGACUUUUCUUUGGUUCUACUCGGUUCCCGACCGUGGCUGAUGACCCCCAAAGCCAGAAAAAUCGUCCGCAUCUCGCCGCGCAUGUACAGCAUUGAUGACCCGGCCAUUGUUCGCGUAAUCUACGGCAUCUCAUCUCCCUUGCCAAAAAGCAGAUGGUACGAUGCCUGGGGAGAUCCUCGAAUCCCGAAUCACAAUCUCUUCAGCGCGCGCGAUCACGCCGUGCAUGGCCUCAUGCGCCGCAAAGUCGCCAGCAUGUACUCUAUGUCGACAAUCAAGUCCUACGAGCCCUACGUGGACAGCUGUGUUGCGCUUCUUCUGAAGCGUUUCGAUGAGUUCGCCGCAAGCGGGGAGACGUUCGACCUGCAGCUGUGGAUGCAGUGCUAUGCAUUCGAUGUGAUCGGUGAGAUUACGUUCGGCAGACGAGUAGGUUUCAUGGAAUCUGGCGGAAAUGAUAUCGACGGCAUAAUGCGAGCUCUAGAAGAUUCCAAUGCCUUCUCAACACUUUCAGGCGUCAGCGCUGUCUUGCUGCCCAUACUUUUUAUCAUUUAUGGCAACCCUGUUCGUGGUAUCGAAAGUUAUGCUCGAAAACUCCAAUCUGAGAAUGCUGAAGUUGACAUGAAGGAAAAAAAUGACGGCGAGACCUUCCUCGCGAAACUUCAACGCCUGCAGAAGGAAGCCCCGGAAGAAUACGAAAGAUUUCGUCUUGGAACGCUUACUCUGACGGCAAACGUCGCGGCUGGAAGUGACACCACAAGCAUUUCUCUAACCAGUGCGCUAUAUCAUCUUUUCACCACAAGUGGUGUCGCAAAGCGCAUGUACGAAGAGCUCGAUUCCCUGGGCUUCUGCUCAAGUCUCAACGAACACAUCACAUCUGACCAGGCCCAGCAACUUCCGUACCUCCAGAUGGUCAUCAAAGAAGCCCUGCGGCUCCAUCCAGCCGUUGGCCUGCCCAUGUGGCGCGAAGUCUUAGGGUCCGGUCUGGAUGUUGAUGGAACCCAUUUUCCACCUGGGGUAAUGUCUUUGAGCCUUGGUCAACAUAGCACAGCCGCAUGA